This is a messenger RNA of Otolemur garnettii (small-eared galago), 3705 nucleotides long. RefSeq names its product EF-hand calcium binding domain 8 (gene EFCAB8). The record is from RefSeq and is a predicted model, not a curated record. The coding region runs from base 1 to 3705 and encodes 1234 amino acids. NCBI's taxonomy places the organism in Eukaryota, Metazoa, Chordata, Mammalia, Primates, Galagidae. Gene Ontology annotation, molecular function: calcium ion binding; protein binding. The transcript is spliced from 26 exons.
AUGCGUGGAUUCCAGAACAUGGAGGCUUUUGGCUCCCCAGUACCAUCUGUCAGCCAGUUGUCUGACAUCCAUCGCGGAUCUCAGCCGUUCACCAAGCUGAAUAUGCGUGAGAUAGAGAAAAUGUUUAAGGAAGAAAAGACUGGAGCCUUGGACCUGGCAGGUUUCAUCAAGGCCACGAAGAAGGUUCUGGGCACAGUGUCAGAUGAGAUGCUCGAGGCACUGUUUUUGAAGGUGGACUCGGACUGUAAUGGCGUCGUCACCUGGGAAGAGUGUAUGGAUUACAUGAUGCGCGAGUUCCAGGGGAAGGAGGAGAUGAGGAAGAACAAGUACCGCCUGCACUUCUCCCUUCCCAUGACAAUCGUCCCCCUGAAUCAUGGCUGUGAGGUUGUGAAAGUGGAUUAUUUAGUCCACUGUUUCAAGAAGAAGGGGUAUUUCAAGAAGUCAGGAUGUUUCCUGACUAUCACCAAAGACGGGAUCCUGCAGUUCUGGUCUAAGACUUUCUUGCUGAUUAAGUCCUUUCAGCUUAGCCUGCAGCUCAAAAACCAGCAGAUAUUGGUCACCGACAUGGUGUGUCUAUACAACCUGAACCUCAUUGCGGUUGCAUCUGAACAGAAGAUAGAGUUCUUUGAUAUUAGUAACGAUAAAUGUGUCCGUUCCUUCACCUUUAUUGAUUUGGACAGCUGUGUCCUGGUCAUGGACUACUGGUCUGACAGUCACAGAGGUGUGUUCUGCUAUGGGGACACCAAAGGCAACGUCAUGAUCUUCACAUCUGACAAUGUGAACAAUGGACUGUUGUUCAACCCCAAAAUCCUCCCCAAGGCCUCCAGACGGGAUCACUGGAUGAACAUUUCCAUGCAACAGCUCUUAAAUGAGAAGUCCGCUUUAUACAGAAGUUACCAAAUGAAGGGUCUCCAUUGCGACUGGUGUCAACAGGUCAAGUUCAUCCCCCAGCUGAAUCUGGUGGGCUCCUGUUCUGCCAUUGAUAGAUCCUCUCUGGUGCUGAUAAUGUUGCCACUCAAGUUCCCCGAGAAACCCAAGUUGCUACACUUGCAUCUAAAAAAAGGGGUUCUUUGCUUUAAUUACUGCCCAGACACGAACUUCGUGGUGACUGGUGGCUACGACUCCUUUAUCCGCCUCUGGAACCCCUUUUUCUCAAGAAAGCCUAUGUUGCUGAUGAAGGGACAUCAGACCUCAGUGACACACAUCAUCGUGAGCAGCCAGAACAGCAGCAUCCUCAUCAGCAUCUCCAAGGACAAGAAUAUCCGAGUGUGGGACAUGCAGGACCGUAUCUGCCUCCAGUCUUUUUGCGGGAAGUUUUUUGCCCUGGGAAACUGCCCCAUCACCAGCGCCUACUUCUAUGGAGAUGAUACCCUCAUCUGCAGCACCUAUUCGAUUGGGAUCCUAAAAGGCUACUUAAAGGCCCAGGGGCCUUUGAAAGGAGGAAAGAUGACAACUCACAAUGCACCCCUGUGCACUGUGCUCUACAGUAAGAUCUUCAAGCAGGUGGUGAGUGGCUGCCUGCGCGGCUCAGUGAGUGUAUGGGAGGUUGUGACAGGCAGGAAGAUGAUGGAGUUCUCGGUGUCCGGUGCCCAACACGUGGAGCUGACCACCAUGUCCCUGAAUGAAACAGAGCGGUGCCUGCUCACAGGUUUGCGUGAUGGCACGAUGAAGAUGUGGAAUUACAACAUUGGUGAAUGCCUUUUGGCCUUUCCCAACCCAGAGCAUCUGGAGAUUACUGGGAUUAUCCACAUGAACAAAACAUUCUACGUGACAGGAUGGAGUAAGAGAAUCACUUAUUACAUGUUCCACCAGACCGAGCCGGUGCUCUUGUGCUACCACUGGCAGACCUACCAUGCAGAAGACGUCCUGAGUAUGGCCAAGUACAAGAACCAGUUCCUCGGGACCUCCUCCUACAAUGGGGACAUCCUCUUCUGGGACACCGACGCAUUCAAGCCCAUCUUUAAGUUCAAUGCCUCUCAGAGCCCUUGGCCUUUGCCUCCUAGGAGGGUGGGAGACAUGAACAAACUCCUGGUUGAGAGCCACAGGCCCACCAAACCCUGUGUAGAGGAGGAGAAAUGGGCAUAUAAGCCCCCCAAGAAGUUCCUUGGCUCCGGCUCCAAGACUGUGACCAAUGCCAACCUGAGGCGGAACCUGAUGUCAGCUCCCCCAGUGAUGAGACAUGAGGGAGUCAAGGGGCGAGAGAGGCCUGUGUCCCAGCAGAAACAAUCCAUCACUGGAGCAUGCGGGCAGCCAGGCAAGUCCCGUGGCAGACAGGCUGCAGUCCCAGGGGUUAAAAUCAUCUUCCUGCAGACCAGACCUUGCCUGCCGCACACGGCUACCCUGCUGAGCAGCUGCAGCAAUGGCUACAUCUAUGCCUGGUCCAUCCAUACGCAAGGAGGCCUAUUGGGGAGGUUCCCCGUGGACCUCAAAGACGAUGGAGAUACUGUCGUGGGUGCCAUGGCCACUGACAAAAAUGACUGGAUCCUCAUCACAGGGGACUGCAAAGGACAAAUCAAGAUCUGGGACAUUAAGGAUUACUGCGUAUUCUCUGACCAGCUGGCCUCCCAAUUCAGUGGGGGUCAGGACAGCUCUAAAACAGAGAACAAGUUUCGGGUCUUAAUUCCUCCACAACCUGGGAUCAAUGUCUCCUACACUCCCUCGGAUGACACAGAGGUUGUGGCUGGCCAGACCAUCUCUCUGGUUCCCCCGCUGCUCCUGAUUACCUGGAAGGCCCAUUUGGAUAGCGUGGUAGACAUCCUAUAUGUGGACAGCUUCCAGCUGGUGAUCAGUGCUGGCCAGGACCAGAACGUCAAGGCUUGGAAAGUCUCCGGGAAAGCCAUGGGAACACUUGGCCUGAGUGUGUGGAAAAGACUCCACGAUGCUCCUGAUCAUCUUCUUGAACAUAAAGCAAGCUUGGAAAAGACCGUUUCCACAGGCACCAUCACCAAGGACUUCCAUCGGGAGCUGCAGGAGGAGAAGGAUCUCACUGCAGCCCUGGUGUACCAAAAGCAAGAGCAGACGGCACUGCUGGCCCUCCUGGAUGGGGCGGCAGAUACAGAGGCACGCGCUUGGACCAAGCUGCAGAAACUGGCUGAGACGUCCCCAUGGGCUGGAGAGCGCUCACCAAAAGAAAUUGAGGAUAGCUGGAGCAAAUGGGAAUCCCAGGACAAGCAGAUGAGCAAAGUCUUGGGAACAGGAUACAAGCCCAAGAGGCAUGGGCAGAAAAGCAAGGUCCUGCCCCCCCCAGUGCAGUAUGGCUGGAUGAAGCAUCAGAUCUUCCCACGGAUCUUCCAAAGCCUGCCCUUGAGCAAGAUUAUGCCUGCCCAGCAUCCUGACUUCCAUGUCAGCAGGGCCCUGCUUGUCAGUCUGGCGCCCCAGCGUGCUCAGAAGGACCUGGAGACUGACAGGGAGCAGGCGGCGACAGAUGCCAGCAUGGGCACCAUCCCCUCGUCCCCAUCUUCCUUGCUGUCCAUGGCAGCCUCAGCCUUAGCCGUCUCCAGGCCCCAUUCCUCCAGCUUCAUGCUGCGUCCCUGGUCAGCCUCUGCAGCCCAGUCCAUACACUUGGUCCCAUCAUCUAUGACUAAGUCCAGCCUGCAGAGGUCAGGGACCUCUGUGCCCAAUAUUGAGUCUCUCGGACAUUUCCCAAGGCCUCUGAAGACGACCUCCAUGUCCUCCGUGAAGAAGGGCUCCCACAUCAGGUUCUAA